AGGCCAUACCGAGCGCUCUAAGUCGCAUAUACCUCGUUAACCUGACAGCCUGCGGUCUGCCUCCUCAGAGACGAUAUAGAGGCUGUAGAUUUUAAUGAGACAGAGAACAGGAGAAGUAUGCCAAACUGUGGGACGACUUAAAUCUGCUGGAUUGAGCACAAGAAUGCAAACGAAAAGACUAUUUGUUUCUACAGAUAUAUUUGUGCCGGAUAAAUGUCAUCUGUGCGGGAGUGUUUCUGUUGUUCAGGACUUUGAAUUGAGUAAUGUCUAAAGGGCGAACACCAACUUGGAUUUCUGCUGAUAACGAAGUGAGGAAGUUUUUCAUAAUUAGUUCCCAAGGAAGUUGAAAGAAACAACCGCAGGGCUUAUCAGUUUGAUUUGAAGGCUAAUUGACACUGACCUUGGCAGUCCUCGCCUGGGAAUCUGCACAUUUCAGAUACCGAGCGAACCAAAUGCAGAGAGAAAGAUGCAUUUGGGUAAGGCUUUACUGUUUGUCCUCCUCCUCAACUGCGCGACUUUGAGCUCUUCUCUGUCAACUUGUGCAACCGUGGAUAUCGAUCAUGUGAAAAGGAAGAGGGUCGAGGCGAUAAGAGGUCAGAUCUUAAGCAAACUGCGGUUGACAAGUCCUCCACACUCCCUCGGACCGAGUAAAAUCCCUUAUCAAAUCCAAGCAUUGUAUAACAGCACCAAGGAGCUACUGGAGGAGCUUAGGAGGGAUCGGCAGCAAAGUUGCGGUCAGGACAACACAGAGACAGAGUACUAUGCCAAAGAGAUAUACAAGUUCAACAUGGUGUACGGACCGCCAGAAAGCAACGAUCUGCUCUACUGCCCAAAAGGCAUCACCUCUAAGGUUUUCCGCUUCAACGUCUCCGCCAUGGAAAGGAACUCGACCAACCUCUUCAGAGCAGAGUUUCGAGCUCUGAGGGAGCCAAACUCAAGCGCCAGGAGGAAUGAACAGCGGAUUGAGCUCUACCAGAUUGUGAGGCCAAACGAACACAUUAGGAAACAACGCUACAUUGGAGCCAAGAACGUGCUGACCAAAGGUACUCCAGAGUGGGUCUCCUUCGAUGUAACUGAAACAGUGCGGGAAUGGCUGAUGAACAGAGGAACUAAUCUGGGUUUGGAAAUCAGUGUGCACUGUCCCUGCCACACCUUCAACCCAAAUGGUGACAUCAUUGAUAAUGAGAACGAGGUGCUGGAGGUGAAGUUUAAAGGCGUGGAUGGAGAUGAGGAGCACAGUCGCUUGGAUCUAGAUCACCUAAAGAAGAAAAAGGAACAGUACCUGCCUCACCUUAUCCUCAUGAUGAUCCCACCCCACCGCCUGGACACUCAGUCCACACGUCGACGCAAGAGAGCGCUGGACACAAACUACUGUUUCUCAAACACAGAGGAGAGCUGCUGUGUUCGGCGGCUCCACAUCGAUUUCCGGCGUGACUUGGACUGGAAGUGGAUCCAUGAGCCCAGUGGUUACGAUGCCAACUACUGCUCCGGGCCCUGCCCUUACCUGAGGAGCUCAGACACAACACACAGCUCGCUGUUGAGCCUGUACAACACUCUGAAUCCGGAAGCAUCAGCCUCCCCCUGCUGUGUCCCUCAAGACCUGGAACCGCUCACUAUACUCUACUACUCCGGACGAACCCCCAAAGUGGAGCAGCUCUCCAACAUGAUUGUCAAGUCUUGCAAGUGUAGCUGAGAAGACAUGAAAGACGAGGUAGUAUGGCAGGAUUUUACUAGGUACUGACGAAACCCAUGCAAGCUGACUUUUGGACUCUUAGCUGUGACAAAUAUUAAACUGACCCUGUGGCCUCACGGCUUAGAUCUGAACACCACUCUGGAGGUCACACAUUUUUAAGGAUGCAGAUUUUCUUUCAAACUUUAGGUCAUCAUUUAUUUUUUCUUCUUUUCUAAUUGUUUCCCCUCCCAGUCAGUUCUGGAUGACAAGUAGUUAUAUUCAUCUUAAAAAGUCCAACCCAAACUUAAUUUUGCAAUCAAAGUAUGAUCUUAAAAAAUAUUUCCUUCUAGAUUUGUGAAGGUGGCCAACAAACUUCUAAAGCUAGAUUGCAGAGAGCCCUGUACAAAUCCAUCUGUAACAAAAAGAAAAACAACCUGGAGCUGCUUCAUGGACAAUGAACGAAAGAGACUUACUUUGUGGUAUAUUUUCUGCAAAUAUUCCACAAAAUUACAGUCGCUACAUUGUCAGUAGAGCAGCUUUCCUGUUUCUAGCCUUGGGAUGAUAUUGUUAAUAGUAUAAACCUAAUAUAGACUGGUGGUCGAAGAGUCCUUUCAGGCUGGAUUUUACCUUGAACUUAAGUUCCCUUCCCUUCAAACAGUGGACAUUAUCUUCAAACACAAAAGGAGAAAGGACAGACUUGCUGCUGUAUCCAAAGCCAUAGCUGUGGUCAGGGAAAAGGAGAGCUGAGAGAAUGCCUGUUGGAUUUGCAAUGGAAAGUGAAUGAACAAAGAAGUUGAGCCAAGCUUUUCUUUGUUUGGCCAGCCAGCAGCAAUGGCCUUUUUUUUUUUUUUUUUUUUUGCGGUGCAUCUAUUAGAAUGGAUGGAAGAAGAGGGGACCUGUAUGGCAGGGAAGAACUGUGAUGGAAACUAGCCAUGAGCACACUGCCAUUCACUGGAAGUCCUCAUCCCUAACAGGUUCAAAUUAUUUCUGGGACAUCAAAGAAUAUACUGGAAAAGAACACGUGUUACGCAACAGGUUUUUAUGAGAUUUCUUUUACAUUAAUAGCAGAUUUGGUCUGUUAUGCAACUUGUCAUAUAGUGAUUGUUUCACUAACUGGGAUAAAAAUGUAUGUUUAUCUCCGUUAUCCAUGGUGGAAAUACUUUUAUGUUAAACUGUUGGUACUGUUCCAUUUUCUUGUGAUUUAGAAAGAAUAUGCAACUUUUUUCUCCAUAUACAAAUUAGUUUGACCUGUUGUAUGUGAUCCAGUAUAUGUUUGACUAAAGUCUUAGUUGUUAUUAUAAAAGGUGACUAUCCCCAGAAGCACUUUUCUCCAGCAAUAACAGGAAAUGUCAUGUACUUUAAAAUGCUGUUUACUUCUUUUUUAUCCUACUUUCCUAUCAACUCACCUGUCACCCUUCACUCCAGCCAGCUGACAAGGAAUCACAUGUGUAGUCAGGACUCUGGUGUUCCCAAAACACUGCAGUCUUUCAUUCCCUCUGCUCCGUCUCUGUUUGUUUUGGUGCUCUUUUACAGUGUGAAGCCCUAAUGGAACAAAAAAAUGAAGAUGGAGGGGGAAAAAGUCAUAACAUGACGGUGGCUGGAUGUACAGUUAGACCUCAUUUUUCUCCGAGUCAGGAGAACAGUUCUGAAUCCCUGUACUGUUUGACAUUCGCCCAGUCAGAGUCAUCUUGCUUUUAGAUGACAUUUAGGUGAAGUUUUGUGGCAGUAAUAUUGUUUGAUUGACUUGUUGAUCGUGAUUAUUAUUAAAAACACCACAUGCAAAA
Siniperca chuatsi (mandarin fish) is the source of this 3456-nucleotide messenger RNA. Its product is annotated as transforming growth factor beta-3 proprotein-like. NCBI's taxonomy places the organism in Eukaryota, Metazoa, Chordata, Actinopteri, Centrarchiformes, Sinipercidae. Gene Ontology annotation, molecular function: growth factor activity; type III transforming growth factor beta receptor binding; type II transforming growth factor beta receptor binding. Gene Ontology annotation, cellular component: extracellular region. The record is from RefSeq and is a predicted model, not a curated record. Gene Ontology annotation, biological process: transforming growth factor beta receptor signaling pathway; regulation of cell population proliferation; SMAD protein signal transduction. Bases 467 to 1693 code for a protein of 408 amino acids. The transcript has 7 exons.